Molecule: messenger RNA, 363 nt
Organism: Medioppia subpectinata
Lineage: Eukaryota; Metazoa; Arthropoda; Arachnida; Sarcoptiformes; Oppiidae
Source: the annotation of a GenBank genome assembly
AUGAAAUGUGCCGUCUACUGUCAGAGUCAUGUGCCCAAAACAGGUCCGGGAAAGUUAGACGGCUUGUCGGUCGGGAUUAAAGCGGCGCUGAAUGUACCCAAACAUAGCCAUCUCGUCAACGAUCAAAUCAGGGGCUCCGGGAAAGCGACCUUUAAUGCGGACGCUUUGGGCAUCAAAACAGCGUUAACUAACUCUAAACAACUCCAGGACAGCGACCACUCGAAGACAAACCGCGAGAGUAUGGCCGGACAUUUCGACGCGUCGGCACUCCAUAUACAGCACGCCGUCAAUCAGACCCGACUCCAGAAGAUCUACAAACACUCCGGAGUCGAGAGUCGUAUCAAUGAAUUCCUUAAAUACUAA